Molecule: messenger RNA, 534 nt
Organism: Symbiodinium natans
Lineage: Eukaryota; Dinophyceae; Suessiales; Symbiodiniaceae
Source: the annotation of a GenBank genome assembly
AUGGUCAUCUGCGACCCCUCCUAUGCGGAGCCGACCAGGACAGAGGUGAAAGGUCAAGUCAUUCGCGCCAUCUGCAUCCUUGGCGCUCCCAUCCCGGAGACAAAGAACCAGGAGGGAAAGCCAGCCCUGUCGUGUCAGAUCAUCCUGCCGCAGAAGCAGCUGAAGCGGAAGAACGACGUCUACGUCAUGAUGGUCUCAUGGGCGCACUGCAUCGCUGCGAAGGAGAAGUACGUGGCCAUUGUCAGCACGGUGGUGGAAACCUCCAACCCGGAGAGGGAGAUCGAGCCCGCCCUGAAGCUCCUGGGGCCCAUCCAGCACAAGUUCGUGCAGAUCAGCGAGAUCCGCGAGCCGGUCACGGACGGCACUGCAGAUGGCGUUUUCGUCACAGGCAGCUACGACCCGUCAUCGCACUUUGAGGACGCCUCCACUGAGGUGCUUGCCCUGCCUUGGGCUCAGAAGCUUUGGGCACAAAGUGGUGAUUUGCCUUGGAUCAAUUGCCCGAAGAACCUCCAAAUUCAGCCCAGCCCGUUUUAA